UGACAUUGGCGAGAUGUUUACUGUUCGACAGAAGUAAUUGGUCGAGGAAUUAGUUAAUAGUUCUAUCUUGAUUGGGUAUUAUUUGGCAGAAAUUACAUCUUCUUUAUUGAUCUGAAGAAGGAAGAAAUGUUCUGCACGGCGCUUUUAGAGUUUUUCUGCAUUCCCUUUAUUGUAUUUAUAACAUUUCUAAUUAUAUUGUCUGCGGUGAAUAAAUCCGUCGGUGUACGAAGAGCAUACGUAAAACUUUUGCUAAAGAUAUUUGAGUUCGGUCGUCUGAGCAUUGAAUCUGCUGCGAAAGAACGUCAGAAAAAAGAUGGUGAGGAGUCUUGUAAUGUCUCAAUAGAAGCCAAGGCUAAUGACAUUAAUAUAUCUUACGCAAAAAAAACUGGAUCCAGUAUACCAACUACAAAUGGUAAUACGUUAAUUAGUAGAGAUAGCGUACUUCUUCCAACAACCAACGAGCCUUCGGCUGCGGACUGUGAUAACUCUUCAAAAGAUGAGGAAAUUCGGUUUAAUUUGGAAAAAUGCCUAGACUACAUUAAAGCAGGUGUUGAAUCUAUUAUCGAGGAUGAAGUGACAUCACGUUUUGAAGCGGAGGAAUUAAAAAGCUGGAAUUUAUUAACGCGUACAAAUCGUCGCUAUGAAUUUAUAUCGUGGAAGAUAACAUUAAUUUGGAUGGCUGGCUUUGCUGUGCGUUACUUCAUUUUGAUGCCCCUACGAGUUUUUGUAUGCUUUGUUGGCGUCUGUGUUGCAGUCAUUGCUAAUAGCUUAGCUGCGCUGAUUCCCUUCGAAUUUCUUCGACAUCCCUGCGCAGAUUUAGCUUUUAAAAUUACUUUUCGCCUCAUGACACGUUCUCUGUCGGCAGUUAUUACUUUCCACAAUACAGAACUCAAACCAAAAGGUUCUGGUUUUUGUGUGGCAAAUCACACUUCUCCCUUGGACGUCGCUAUUCUUUCAACUGACUGUACUUUCUCUUUGGUAGUUUGGUUGACUGUUUGUACGGCUAUAGUUGGAUAUAUUAAAGAUGGUGAAUAUAAAAGGCGAAUGGUAGACCAAGUACUUGGUCAUUGCUUUUCGGUGCUUUCCAGUGCAAUUUCAGCCGUAAUUUAUUAUCAUAAUAUGGAAAAUCGACCCACAAAUGGGAUUUGUGUCGCUAACCAUACCAGCCCAAUCGAUGUAUUAGUACUUAUGUGUGAUAAAACGUAUUCAUUGAUUGGUCAACGGCAUGGUGGAUUUUUGGGUUUGCUGCAGCGAGCAUUAGCUCGUGCCUCGCCUCACAUUUGGUUUGAAAGGGGAGAAGCAAAGGAUCGACAUGCAGUAGCUGAACGUCUUAGACAACACGUAUCAAAUCCAAAUAACCCUCCAAUAUUGAUAUUUCCUGAGGGUACCUGCAUAAACAACACGUCCGUUAUGCAAUUUAAAAAGGGCAGCUUCGAAGUUGGAGGAGUCAUUUACCCAGUAGCUAUUAAAUAUGAUCCUCGGUUUGGAGAUGCUUUCUGGAAUAGCUCAAAAUAUUCAAUGAUGCAGUAUUUGUAUAUGAUGAUGACUUCUUGGGCUAUUGUGUGUGAUGUUUGGUACUUGCCACCUAUGUAUCGACAAGAAGGGGAGUCAGCCAUAGAUUUUGCCAAUCGUGUCAAAAGUGUUAUUGCAAAGCAGGGUGGCCUCGUAGAUUUAGUUUGGGACGGACAACUAAAACGAAUGAAACCAAAGAAAGAAUGGAAAGAAAUGCAACAAGUGGAAUUUACUAAACGUUUGAAAGGCGACUAACCACUUCUUACACACUAUUUCUAAGUCCCCAUUUAAUUUUGUAUUAAUGUGUAUUAAAACAAAAAUACAUGCGCUGGUAUUAGAUAUAUUAA
Molecule: messenger RNA, 1859 nt
Organism: Anastrepha ludens (Mexican fruit fly)
Lineage: Eukaryota; Metazoa; Arthropoda; Insecta; Diptera; Tephritidae
Gene: Gpat4
Product: glycerol-3-phosphate acyltransferase 3
Exons: 7
Coding region: 127-1767 (546 amino acids)
Biological process (GO): triglyceride biosynthetic process
Cellular component (GO): endoplasmic reticulum
Molecular function (GO): glycerol-3-phosphate O-acyltransferase activity
Source: RefSeq, a predicted model, not a curated record